GCCCGCUGCUGCGUCCCCACUAUGGCGGCGCCCAUACAGCCCAGCGCUUCGUGGGCGCCCGCCGGGAUUCCCCGCGGCUGUCGCCGCCACCUGCGCCGUGGCCUGCGCCUCCUCGCCCCGCGUAGGGCCGGGCGCCGCCUCCCCCCGGCCCGCCUCUCGGCUGCGAUCAUGUAGACAAUUGUAAAUCAUGUGAAGAUGGGACUCUUGGUAUUUGUGCGCAAUCUGCUGCUAGCCCUCUGCCUCUUUCUGGUACUGGGAUUUUUGUAUUAUUCUGCGUGGAAGCUGCACUUACUCCAGUGGGAAGACUCCAAUUCAGUGGUUCUUUCCUUUGACUCCGCUGGACAGACACUAGGCUCAGAGUAUGAUCGGUUGGGCUUCCUCCUGAAGCUGGACUCUAAACUGCCUGCUGAGUUAGCCACCAAGUACGCAAACUUUUCAGAGGGAGCUUGCAAGCCCGGCUACGCUUCAGCCCUGAUGACUGCCAUCUUCCCCCGGUUCUCCAAGCCAGCACCCAUGUUCCUGGACGACUCCUUUCGCAAGUGGGCUAGGAUCCGGGAGUUUGUGCCACCUUUUGGGAUCAAAGGUCAAGACAAUCUGAUCAAAGCCAUCUUGUCAGUCACCAAAGAGUACCGCCUGACCCCUGCCCUGGACAGCCUCCGCUGCCGCCGCUGCAUCAUCGUAGGUAAUGGAGCUGUCCUUGCCAACAAGUCCCUGGGGUCGCGAAUUGACGACUAUGACAUUGUGGUCAGACUGAACUCAGCACCAGUGAAGGGCUUUGAGAAAGACGUGGGCAGCAAAACAACUCUGCGCAUCACCUACCCGGAGGGCGCCAUGCAGAGGCCUGAGCAGUAUGAGCGCGAUUCUCUCUUUGUCCUCGCUGGCUUCAAGUGGCAGGACUUCAAGUGGUUGAAGUACAUCGUCUAUAAGGAGAGAGUGAGCGCAUCGGAUGGCUUCUGGAAAUCUGUGGCUACUCGAGUCCCCAAGGAGCCCCCCGAGAUUCGCAUCCUCAACCCAUAUUUCAUCCAGGAAGCUGCCUUCACCCUCAUCGGACUGCCUUUCAACAAUGGCCUCAUGGGCCGGGGGAACAUUCCGACCCUUGGCAGCGUGGCGGUGACCAUGGCACUGCAUGGCUGUGAUGAGGUGGCAGUUGCAGGCUUCGGCUACGACAUGAGCACGCCCAAUGCACCCCUGCACUACUAUGAGACUGUACGCAUGGCAGCCAUCAAGGAGUCCUGGACACACAACAUCCAGCGAGAGAAAGAAUUUCUGCGGAAGCUGGUGAAGGCACGCGUUAUCACUGACCUGAGCAGUGGCAUCUGAGUGGGCCUAGCACUCGGCCACAGAGGCCCGGGCACCACCAGAGCAAGCAGCGGUCCACUGCGCAGGAGUCUUCAGACCCAGAGAAAGACAGUGCCAAGGGGCCCCAAAGGCAGCAAGGCCUUGGCAGGGCAGCCAGAGCGGUACCUGCUACGAGGCCAGCCUCAGAGACCAGCACGCAGCUUCUCUCCGCCUGGGUCCGUGAAGCCAGAGGGCCAGGGAGCCACAGGCUAUGCCCAGCAGGCCCAGCAUGCAGGAGGUGGGACGUUAGGCAGUGAGGAUGCUGCCGGAAUCAUUUCUCCAAUCAGUGUUCGGUGUAUUAUCAUUUUGUGAACUUGGGUGGGGGGAAGGGAGGGAUAAUUUAUUUUUAAAUCAGGUUGGAGAUAUUGUUUGGUCCACUUGCCAUGCAGAAAGAGGCCCACUAGAGGGCCCAUCAGGCCGCGGUACCAGUUAGCUCCCUGGAGAGUGGGGAGUGUUAUGCCCAGCCUGUGCCCUACUCUGGGACUACAGAGAGGUGGCAGCAUCUCAUUACAGCCCCCUCCAGCUCAUGGCACUCUUUGGCCUUUCUUGGGGAUGAAAUGGGGUAUUUCUAUUCACCAGCCCCCAGCCUUCCCGCCUGGAAGCCCUGGGGCCAUCUCUUCAAAGCCAACAAGACAGCCCCCUGGGCUAGAGCAGAGAGAACUUUAAAGGAGGGGAGACCUGGCCCAGCCUGACAGGAAGAACUCCCCCUUCCAGCUGCACCUGACCUACAGGACAGUUUCCCUGCCUGGACUGACCAGCCUGUCAGAUGUUCUGGGUUUCUGUAAUGGGACUGCCCAAUCCUUGGGUUUUGCCUUUAUCCUGGAACACAGGGAAGUGAGGUCUAAGGGCCUUGUGCAGGCUGUGGCAGGCAGCCCUCAUGGAAGCAAUAAAGCUCUUCCCUGAACCUGA
This is a messenger RNA of Chinchilla lanigera (long-tailed chinchilla), 2247 nucleotides long. RefSeq names its product ST3 beta-galactoside alpha-2,3-sialyltransferase 3 (gene St3gal3). Bases 196 to 1320 code for a protein of 374 amino acids. Gene Ontology annotation, molecular function: sialyltransferase activity. The record is from RefSeq and is a predicted model, not a curated record. Lineage: Eukaryota; Metazoa; Chordata; Mammalia; Rodentia; Chinchillidae. The transcript is spliced from 12 exons.